UUGUGGGGCAGGUGUGUUCAGGUGGUUUUUGCUCUCCAGGUUCCACCGGUUCCAGCUCCAGUUCCAUUUUCGCAUUUUGCAUUUUGCAUUUCGCAUUUCCCAACUGUGUGUGCCUUAAACUGAUUUUCCAAAACAAAACUCGAACCACUACAGCAACCGCCUCUUUUUGCCGUCGGUUUUGUUUGGGUUUUUCUCUAUAUUUUCCUACAACCCCACAUGACUUUUCGAGACGCGUGUGCAAUAAAAAAUAGGGAAAAAAAGGACAAAUAAAAAACAGGCAGACAUUGGAAAGAUUUUUGCUGCCUUAAUAACAGUUUAUAAACACCACCCCAAAGCUACGUCGAGAUUUUAUGCAAAUGCAGUUGUGUCGGUUGUCCACCCCGGAAAAACUUGUGUUCUUGAUUUGCAAAAGUGAUUUCUAAUUGUUUCGACUUCUUGGCUUAACUUGCCACUAAAAAAAGGCCGCGAAAGAGUGAGUGCAACAGGGAAAAAAGGAGGGAGAAAGAGCAUAGCGGAGUAUGUCAAUGUCAGUGGCCCAUAUUCGGCUGCAUUGCUAAAAGCAUUUCCCCUGAGUCUUCAACUUCUGGCCAUGGAUAUCAAAAUAGUAUAGAUUAAUGACGUCACUGCUGGAGAUUAUAAUGCGAUCGAAAGCGAUUGCAAGGAAAUUCGACCAGGGCUCCAGCGGCGACGACUUCGAUCCAAGUGCGAGUGUUGUGCGUCACCAUCAUCACCACCAUCACCUGGACCUGAGUGCCAGGGGUCAGGCCUUCAAUCCGCUGCCCGAGCCACUUGAGGAUUCAUUCGCCGCCCGCCAUCGCUUGCCGCAACCGGAUCCUGUGGAAGGAUCACCGACGAGGCGGGCUCUGGAUCCGGAGCUCCUGCAUCACCCCAAUCAUCUCCAGCACCAGCCACCGCCUCCCACGUUGCCUCUGUCCCUGGAAGCCCAACCCCAAUCACCCGCCGCCGACGGCAUGGAUGCCUACUUCAAGGACCGUGCCCAGGCGGAGCACAUCCUGCAAGAGUGGGCGCGGAGGCGCGACUUGGACUGUGAUCUGGAGAUCCGUGAUAGCGGCGGCGUCUACGCCAAGACGCCGCUCCAGCGGGGCACCCGCUACGGGCCCUUCCCCAUGAAGCUCAGCCACCAGCCCAACGACCAGCAACUGGCAUGGAAGGCAUAUAAUGGAUAUUUUAAUGGCUGGCUAGAGCCCACAUCUGACGUGUCGACGUGGUUGAAAAAAAUCCGAAUCGUUCAGGACGAUGGCUUUGGCGAGGCUAAUUUAGAGAGUUACAUUAAUGGCGGUUAUCUGUGGUACGAAACGAAUCGUUAUGUGAAUGCAGGCAGUGAAAUGGUCGUCGACGGUCGGCCAAAGAGUCCUGUUCAGCUGAAUGAAAAUUUCAUAAACGGCGGAGGAGUCCUGGCAGCCGCAGCCGCCGCAGCAGCCGCCGCCGCAGUGGCCGCCGGCUCGUCCUCUGGACCGAAAAGCGGGGGCGGGGGCAGCUCACUGCCCAGCGAUGAUCGCAGCGAACGUGAUAAUGGCUCUUUGUAUAGCGGUGACGAAUUCUCCAAAGAUAAGAAAAACUCCUCGCUAAUCAGCCAGGGAGAUAACGAUUUCUCAGACGACGAAAACGGUUUCGAUAUACGCUGCGAGACCUGUGAUAAAGUCUAUCCGGAUUUAGAACGCUUGGACGAUCAUCUGGUGGGCGCCCAUCAUUUCAAACAGGACGAAUUCCCCUGCAAGCAGUGCCCAUUGCGAUUCUGCCUUCGUCCUUUGCUCAUCAAACACGAAGCGAUCUCCCACGAUAAUUUGCGCAAAUAUUCCUGCGAGAAUUGCACCAAGGUAUUUUGUGACCCCUCGAAUUUACAGCGGCAUAUUCGCGCCUACCACGUCGGAGCUCGCUGUCAUCCGUGUCCGGAGUGCGGGAAAACAUUCGGGACCUCGUCGGGCUUGAAGCAGCACCAGCACAUUCACAGUUCCGUGAAGCCCUUCGCCUGCGAGGUGUGCGCCAAGGCGUAUACGCAAUUCUCGAACCUGUGCCGGCACAAGCGCAUGCACGCCACCUGUCGGAUGCAGAUCAAGUGCGACAAGUGCAACCAGAGCUUCAGCACUACGACCUCCCUGGCCAAGCAUAAAAAGUUCUGUGAUUCGACGAGUCCGGUGUAUCGGAACCAGCACGUCAAUCGCCACCAUCCGCAUCCGCUGCCGCACUCGCAUCCGCAUCCGCAUCCGCAUCCACUGGGUCAGGAGAUUCAGCAGCAUCUGAGUGCGACUGCCACGGCCACCUGUGUAGCGCCAGCAAAGGAAUCAGCGGAAUCGCCGUCCUCAGCAGCUGUUGCCGCCGUUGCCGCCGUUGCCGCCAUGUCGACGCCACCGAAUCCCUACCUCAUGUUCCGCAACGCACCGCCGUUCUUUCCCGCAUUUUCGGCAUACGCAUUUCCCGGCUUCAUGCCCCAAAAUCAGCUGCAUAACCCAAACUUCCCCAUGUUCUUCUCGCAAAAAAUGGACAUGGGUUGUGUCGGACCCGAGAUUACUUCUCCAAAUUCCGGCUUCGGUUUGAAUUCGCCACAACGCUGUCUAAAAAGUGAUUCCGCUGCUCUCCCGCGGACUUUUAACAAAGUGAAAAAGGAAGACUUGGACUUUAAGAAGGAGCCUUUCCUGCAUGUCUCCGAAAACGAAGACGACGAGAGUCGCCAUUCAUUGGACAUUAAAAUAAAACCAGAGGAAGCCAUGAAAGAUGUCAAGUCGGAGGAGCAGAAGGAGAUGAAGCGGGUUGCCGAAAGGGAAAGUAGUCCCGACCAACAGCAGGCCGAGGAUGAUAGGAAAUCCAUCGACAUUGUGAGCACUCCACCGGAAACACCUUCUGGAGCAGAUGGACCGCUGGAUCUUUCGAUAUGCCGCAAACGCUCGGGUUCCGCCUUCUCCCUUAACGCCUACGCCCCCUCGGAGGAGAACCUGCUGUUCAAUAGGUUUAUGCCCGGGUUUCAGGAGUUCCACACCGAAGUGGGUCCGCCGCCGAAGAUGAGAAAGUCGCACAGUUCGGCGGAGUCCUCCGCCUCGCACAAGUCCACGCCCUCUGCCUCGCCGGGACUAACGCCCUCGCCUUCGCCGCCCACCAGUGCGGGCGGUGAGCUGAGCAGCACGUCCGAGGGCGGCGGAGCGGUAACGGAGACGUCGACCUCCGCUGCGGCGGCAACAGCGGCUGCAGCAGCGGCGGCAGCAGCAGCGGCGGGAGCGGCAGAGGCCGCUCUGGCCCACUUUACCCACGCACAGACCCACGGAGCCGGCGGCGCUGCCGGCGCCAACACCAUACAUCCGAUGAUGCUGGAGGAGAUCUAUCGCAGCCGGUUUCCUUUUUUAUGCCGCCCGGGCGGACGGCCCGCCAUUGAGGCGCUGCUGGCAGGAGCCACCAGUGCAGCAGCCCCAAGGCGACCGCUUCCGCCCGUGAAGUUCUCCACGGUCAGCGGACUGAAGACCAAGGAUCGCUACUGCUGCAAGUUCUGCGGCAAGGUGUUCCCCAGAUCGGCCAACCUGACGAGGCACCUGCGGACGCACACCGGCGAACAGCCGUAUCCCUGCAAGUACUGCGAUCGGGCCUUCAGUAUAUCCUCGAACCUGCAGCGCCACGUGAGGAAUAUCCACAACAAGGAGCGUCCCUUUCGCUGCGAACUGUGCGACAGGUCCUUUGGCCAGCAGACGAAUCUCGAUCGGCAUGUGAAGAAGCACGAGUCGGAGGGCAACAACUUCCGGGACUCGCCCAGUUCCGCUGGCAAUGCUGAGCGGGAGGAGUACUUCGAUGAGAUACGCAACUUCAUGAUGAACCGCGUCUACACACCCAAUAGUUUGGCCGGAAAUGAGGGCGAUACCGAGGAGUAUGCCAAUAGCGAUGAUCAGUCCGUGAUCCUCGAAAAGGAUGCCGGCAGCCUCAACAACAACAACAGCAGCAACAUCAGCAACAACAACAGCAGCAGCGGCAACAACAAGAACAACAACAACAACAAUAGCAACAGCAACGCCAAGGCCAUAACAAUAAGCUCUUAAAAACGGGGGAAAAAACAGAAUAGGAGACAAUUUCCUUGUUGUUAAAUGAAAAAAGAAAAAAAAAAACUUACUUUAAAACUUACUUAAGCGUGCCUCCGAGAGGGAAACCUAUUAUUAAGUAGUUACCAUUUCCACACAUCUUGUACUAAACGAAACACUAAACAUUAGCUAUGCAAUCAAUGGAAAAAGACGGUGAAGCAUCAAAACUUAAACUAAAAACACAGAUAAAUACAAUUUAAAGGGAAAAACUUUAUAAACUAUAUACUAUACUUAAACCCACUCUAAAACCACCUUAAGCGUGUAGCUAAUUUAAACAUCUGUACAUAGACAUAUGCAAGUCUUAACUUAAUGAGUCGAUUUCAACUACUUUGGAACUCUGUGGAUUAUAUACAUAAAUAAAUAUAUGGAUAUUUUGAUUGUGUACGUGUAUAGGCUUUAUAUAUAUAUAUAUAUAUAAAUCUAUAUGUGUAAAUCGAUUUAUAACGUAUGCCAUAAGUCUAACAUAUUUAUAGAGCUAAUUAUUGCAAUUCUCAACAACAAAAACAAGAAAAACGAAAUCAAUUUUAUAACAUUUACUUAACGUUUAAUUAUAUUAUUAUUAUUAUAUAUAUGAAAAACCAGAAGAGAUCGUUAUGAAACAUGAAAAAUCAAUAAA
Molecule: messenger RNA, 4692 nt
Organism: Drosophila elegans
Lineage: Eukaryota; Metazoa; Arthropoda; Insecta; Diptera; Drosophilidae
Product: transcription factor hamlet
Exons: 8
Coding region: 615-4037 (1140 amino acids)
Cellular component (GO): nucleus
Source: RefSeq, a predicted model, not a curated record